AUGCCUAUAGAUCUCGAUAAGCUAUUGAAGGAAAAGCGGGCAGCUGAAGCGGCCUCUGCUAAACCUCGCUUCAUCCCCAAGGCUGAGCGCGAGCGCUUGGCGGCCGAGAAGCUCAAGAAGGAGGAACAGGACAAGAAGCGCAAAACGGUGGAAGAAAGCCAUCGGAAGAAGGAGGAAGAAAAAAAAUGGGAAGCACGGUCACAUACCGCGCCGUCGACCAAUGGCGUCUCCCACAGGUCAAACCAACAGGUCCCGACCGGACCGCGGUCCAUGAAUCAGCAGCAACAACAGCAGCCUAGCCGUGAGCCUUCGACGAAAGGGAACAAAAAGUCAAGCAAACCACUUGGCGACAAGCAAUCGGCCGAAGACAUUGAAGCGUCCCUGCUGCGAUCCCGAUACCUUGGCCCUCAGGUGAACCAACAAUCCAACUUUUCGGCGAAGAAGAAGCGGAUGCGGACGACGGAGAAGAAGUUCAACUUUGACUGGGAUGCCGACGAUGACACAUGGAGAGACAACGACCCCCUAUACACGCAGCAGAGCAUAAACCGUGGCGGUGCCUUCACCGGCGUCGGCGGCGAGUUUGACGCCGAGGCCGAGCAAAGAGCACGGAAGCGAGCGCGCAUGAUCGAGGAGCGGGAUCCCGAGAAUGGCAAGGAGCGAGCGCAGGGCAUAAUGCAAGACUUUUACCGUGCUCGUGACAGGGCGAGGGAAAGAGCCGAGAGGACUGGCUUAGGACGGCACUGGUCGGAAAAGAAGCUUCUCGAGAUGCGCGAACGAGACUGGAGAAUUUUCAAGGAGGACUUUGGCAUUGCCACAAAAGGAGGCAGCAUACCGAACCCUAUGCGAAACUGGGCCGAGUCUGAUCUCCCAUCUCGGCUGCUCAAGAUUGUGGACAAAGUGGGAUACAAGGAGCCGAGUCCGAUUCAGCGAGCGGCGAUCCCCAUCGCGCUACAGGCCCGCGAUCUUAUCGGCGUUGCCGUCACUGGUUCCGGAAAGACGGCAGCCUUCCUCCUUCCGCUGCUCGUCUACAUCUCCGACCUGCCGCCCUUGACCGAGAUCAACAAGAAUGAUGGCCCGUACGCCUUGAUCCUUGCCCCGACUCGAGAGCUUGUCCAACAGAUUGAGACGGAGGCCAUGAAGUUUGCCAACCCGCUCGGAUUUCGUUGCGUGAGCAUCGUAGGUGGUCACGCACUGGAGGAGCAGGCGUACGCCCUUCGAAACGGUGCCGAAAUUGUCGUCGCCACGCCGGGCCGCCUUGUCGACUGCAUCGAGCGCCGACUCUUAGUCCUCUCCCAGUGCUGCUACGUCAUCAUGGAUGAAGCCGAUCGCAUGGUAGAUCUGGGCUUCGAAGAAUCCGUCAACAAGAUUCUCGAUGCACUUCCCGUCAGUAACGAGAAACCGGACACCGACGAUGCGGAAAAUGCACAGCUCAUGAAGGGCUAUCUUGGCAGCCAGCGAUACCGCCAGACAAUGAUGUACACGGCCACCAUGCCCACCACGGUCGAGCGUAUUGCCAAAAAGUACCUUCGUCGUCCAGCGAUAGCGACGAUCGGUAACGCAGGUGAAGCUGUCGACACGGUCGAGCAGCGCGUCGAGCUCAUCUCCGGCGAAGACCGUCGCAAACGUCGUCUUCAGGAGAUCCUCACCUCCAAGCAGUUCGUUCCGCCCAUCAUCGUCUUCGUCAACAUCAAGCGCAACUGCGACGCCGUUGCCCGCGACAUCAAGUCUAUGGGCUAUUCGGCCGUUACCUUGCACGGCUCCAAAACGCAGGAGCAGCGAGAGGCGGCCCUGGGAUCGGUGCGCUCUGGCCAGACCCAGGUACUCGUGGCGACCGACCUGGCCGGUCGUGGUAUCGAUGUUCCCGACGUCUCCCUCGUCGUCAACUUCAACAUGGCCACCAACAUCGAGAGCUACACUCAUCGAAUCGGUCGUACUGGCCGUGCGGGCAAGAGUGGUGUGGCCAUUACCUUUCUGGGCAACGAAGACGCCGAUGUCAUGUAUGACUUGCGCCAGAUGCUCACCAAGAGUUCCAUAUCCAAAGUGCCCGACGAGCUAAGGCGGCACGAAGCGGCUCAGUCCAAACCGGUGCGAGGUGGAGGCGCAUCGAGAAAAGACCAGAGCGUUGCCGAGCGCGGCGCCGAGGGAGGUGGUGGCAAGGGAAGCUGGCAGCCGUAA
Molecule: messenger RNA, 2175 nt
Organism: Drechmeria coniospora
Lineage: Eukaryota; Fungi; Ascomycota; Sordariomycetes; Hypocreales; Ophiocordycipitaceae
Product: pre-mRNA-splicing ATP-dependent RNA helicase PRP28
Exons: 1
Coding region: 1-2175 (724 amino acids)
Biological process (GO): mRNA splicing, via spliceosome
Cellular component (GO): catalytic step 2 spliceosome
Molecular function (GO): RNA helicase activity; RNA binding; ATP binding
Source: RefSeq, a predicted model, not a curated record